GCGGGAAACAGACAUCAGCUGGGUCACGUGAGAAUGGACACAUGAAGCAGGACACUAGGAAUGUUAUUGAAUAGCACGGAUAUAGUUUUAAGUUCAUAGUAUUUAAGAGUUAUAUCAGUCUAAGCAAAAAGAUACAACUUUAUAUUGGCGACGAGGAUAAAAACAAACUUGUUCAAAUGGCUACUAGUUUAUUCCAAGCGCCUCCUAUUGCUCCAUUCAACGUUGAAGACCCCAAUAAUAUUGGCAUUCGCUGGGAGCGAUGGACGAAGCGCCUCGAGACAUACAUCACCGCUACAGGGCUUACUGAGGACAAACAGAAACGUUCCUUGCUUUUAUUUUGUGCUGGAGAAGCUGUUCAUGAAAUAUUCGAUAAUCUCCCUGACUCAGAGGAAGCCAAAGACUACAAAACUGGUUUAAAACUUCUCACCGAUUAUUUUUCGCCGAAGAAAAAUAAAACAUUUGAAAUAUACAAAUUUCGCCAAGCUCAGCAACUGGAUAGCGAAAGCGUUGACAAGUUUUAUACCCGUCUCCGACAAUUAGCAUCUACGUGUGAAUUUACUAAUACUGAUGAUGAAAUUCGAUCUCAGAUAAUUCAACGAUGUUCAUCAAAGAAAUUACGAGAGAAUUCCCUGCGAGAUGACAACAUGACACUUGCAAAACUACUCGAACACGCUCGCGCUCUAGAAAAUUCAACAAAACAAGCUUUGGAUAUGGAAAAAGGCAUGGACAAUUCAACACAAGAGCUUGCUACCUUACGUAUAAACGAAGAUGAAAAUCGGCGAAAUGAGUCACACAACACAACACGUCAUGAUACUAGAAGUCGUUCUUCAUUCGACAACAAGUCGCCCGAGUUUUCUCGCCAAAACAACACUGAUCGCCGAAUCAACGACAACCGGUCCAUGUCGAAGUGCUAUAACUGUGGCAACUCUUGGCCGCAUGUUAAUGCACCUUGUCCAGCAAAAGGGAAACAGUGCAAUAAUUGUAAUCGUCUAGGACAUUUUGCCAAGGUUUGUCGUUCGACAAAACAAACAAAUUCUCGCCGUCGCGACAGAAAGCACGUCCGAAAUAUUGACUACCAACAACAACGUAGAUCAGAGACCUCAAGCUCUGAAUCUGAUGAAUAUCUUUACUCGGUGCAAAGCGAACAAACCGCACCAAGCAAGCCUACAAAAUCCGAAAACCCAGAAGUAAAUCGCGUGACAUUACCUCAAGCGAGGAUUCAAAUAAACAAUGUAAAUUCCCUGUUCAUGACUGACACUGGUGCUUCGAUCAAUGUUAUUGAUGAAAAUGCAUUUUCCAGGCUGCAGAAUAAUACCAAGCGUAAUUCAAUCAGACUAAAGAAGCCAAAAACCCAAGUUUAUGCAUAUGGUAGUACAACCCCAUUGUGGUAGUACAUAUGGUAGUACAACCCCCCACAAAGAGUACCAUGGUUCUCUCCUUAGCUACAAAACUGCACAAGAACUUGAUCUCAUCAGACUUGAUGUUAGCUCAAUCAACACAACAACCGAUGACUUGCAUUCAAAAGACCAAUCUACUUCACAGCGCUCUAAGUCAACUCCACCUUCCACGAAGUUCAAACCCAAAUGCUUGACAACCACCACCUCUGCCAAUACCCAUGUUCUCGUAAAACAGUAAGAACACCUCUUCCAGGGUGUUUGCAAGAUGCGUGGUGUUGAAAUAAAGCUCCACAUCGAUCCUAAUGUUCCACCUAUUGCACAACCAGAGAGAAGAAUCCCUUUCCACCUGAGAAACAAGGUUGCCGAAGAAUUAAAGCGACUUGAGGAAAAUGAUAUUAUCGAAGAUGCAACUGGCCCAACACCAUGAGUGAGCCCAAUCGUUGCUGCACUAAGACCGAAAAAUCCCAACGAAGUUCGUGUGUAUGUAGACAUGCGGCUUCCCAAUCGUGCCAUCCAUCGCGAACGACACCCUUCACCUACUGUUGAUGACAUCAUUCACUCACUUAAUGGUGCCAAAAAAUUCAGCAAGCUCGAUCUACGAUCUGGAUACCAUCAACUCGUCCUUGCGCCAGAAUCAAGACACAUCACAACCUUUGCUACUCACAAGGGACUAAAACGAUACAAGCGAUUAAAUUUUGGCACUUCAUCAGCUGCUGAAAUUUUUCAACACACCAUACAGCAUGCCCUUGAAGGAAUAAAUGGAGUUUUGAACAUUAGUGAUGACAUUAUCAUUUUUGGCAAAACAACAGCAGAACAUGAUAAAGCCCUGAAGGAAAUUUUUCAGCGCCUGAGCGACAAAGGACUAACUCUGAAUCCUGACAAGUGUGUCUUUGACAAGGAAAAUUUUGAUUUUUUUGGCUAUACGUUCGGUCCAGCUGGCAUGAAACCUGAUCCAAAAAAAGUCCUAGCAAUACAAGAUGCCACCCCACCAACCAACACAGCAGAACUGCGUAGUUUCCUCGGUACAGUUAACUAUGUCUCCCGUUUUAUCUAUGACUUCUCCACCAUCACAGCCCCACUUCGUGCUCUGACUCGCCACGGAACCAAAUGGCAAUGGACAAAACAACAUCAGCAUGCUUUUGACGAGUUAAAACGUCGCCUCACAACUAGUCCUACAAUGGCCUAUUUCGAUCCUGCCAAGGACACUGAGCUUGUUGUCGAUGCCAGCCCUGUGGGCCUGGGUGCCAUUUUAACCCAGAAAACUAGUGACAGUGGGACAAAUAUUGUGGCAUAUGCUAGUCGCUCUCUGUCGCCUGUCGAACAAAGAUAUUCACAAACUGAGCGUGAGGCUCUAGCCUGUGUAUGGGGAUGUGAAAAAUUCCAUCUUUAUGUAUAUGGUGCACCAUUCACACUGAUCACUGACCAUAAGCCACUCAUCCACAUCUUCAACAACCCGAAAGCGAAGCCUCCUGCUCGACUCGAACGUUGGAAUCUUAGAUUACAACCUUACAAUUUCACAGUUCGCUAUGAACCUGGCAAAACUAAUCCUGCCGACUACAUAUCUCGCCAUCCAUUACAAAACCAACCGUUGCGCGAGCGUAACAUUGCAGAAGAAUAUGUGUCACUUCUGACAACAUCCGCAGUUCCAAUUGCAAUGACACUAGCUGAAAUCCAGGAUGCCACAUUAAAGGAUCCAACACUACAAAAGCUUGCUGAAAUUAUUCGCUCCCAACAAUGGCACUCAGUCCUCGAUACAGAUCAUUCCUGUCCUAAUGACAAAGACAAGUACAAUUUAAGAGAUCUCAAAGCUUUCCACAAAAUUCGUCACGAGUUGACUGUUACUACAAACAAUGAUAUUAUCCUCAGAGGUUCUCGCAUUGUGAUGCCCACUACCCUGCGCCACUGAGCUCUUGAACUAGCCCAUGAAGGACAUCAAGGGCUUAUCAAGACAAAACGAUUACUUCGCGAAAAGAUAUGGUUCCCUCGCAUUGAUCAACAAGCAGGAGAAAUGAUAAAGCACUGCCUUCCUUGCCAAGCUGCAAAUCCUGAAAGCAAGUUAGAACCGCUUAAAAUGUCACCCCUACCAUUGGGCCCCUGGCAAAAUGUUGCUGCAGAUUUCUAUGGCCCACUCCCCACUGGACAAACCUUCAUGGUUGUUAUUGAUCAAUAUUCGCGUUUCGUAGAAGUUGAAAUCGUCUCCUCCACCUCUGCUGCAGCUGCUAUACCCAAACUUGACAAAAUUUUUGCAACCCACGGCAUCCCAGACCUGUUAAAAACCGACAACGGUCCACCAUUUACCAGCCACGCGUUCAAAGUCUUUGCCACAGAACUGGGUUUUAAACACCGGAAGAUCACACCGUUAUGGCCAAAGGCCAAUGCAGAGGCUGAACGUUUCAUGCGUACCCUGGGAAAAGCUAUUCGCACUGCACGAACUGAAAAAAAAAAUGGGAGAAAGAUUUUUCCACACCUCAUUCGAGCACAGGAAAAUCACCAGCCGAGUUACUGAUGGGUCGCCAGAUCAAAAUCAAACUCCCUGAAAUGCCCACCUUACACCCCACUCAACCUGCAAUCACCAAUAAGGAUUCUGCUGCUAAACGCAAGAUGAAAUACCAUGCAGACAAACGAAGUUAUGGUAAACCAAAUAAAUUCUCUGUUGGAGAUCUAGUUCUACCCAGACAGGAAAAGAAGAACAAAUUUACCACACCAUUCCGAGCUGAACCGUAUCGAAUCACCGAAAUAAACGGGUCCAUGAUCACAGCGACGUCAAAAGAUCAAACCAUCACUCGAAACUCGUCUCAUUUUAAACUUUUGCCCUCAGAUAUGGAAUUGUCCGAACCAAGCGCGCCAAAAGAAAGAGAUGAGGGAGGAGAACAGGAGAGAGAAAAAGAAAAUUCCGAACUGAAUGACCAAGCAGUCAACAUGAACAGUCAUCGAUAUCCUGUUAACGCCUAUGAUUGUUAA
Paramuricea clavata is the source of this 4358-nucleotide messenger RNA. The record is from the annotation of a GenBank genome assembly. NCBI's taxonomy places the organism in Eukaryota, Metazoa, Cnidaria, Anthozoa, Malacalcyonacea, Plexauridae.